AGUAUUGAUCUGCUGAGCUUUCGGGCACAACAUCCUUCGAGGUUGAUAAGUUUUCUCGCGUUUGCCACCGUCGGGCGGAAAGGAAGUGUCGAAAUAGAUUUGGUCCCAUCGGUUUUUUCUUUCAGUUCUGGUUUUUUGGUGAAGCAAACAAAAUCUUUCUCCUUCUGUGUAUAGGUGCGUACAGGAGUGUGUUGGUGUUAUCAGCAGUGUAUGCGCGUGUGUGUGUGUAUGUUCGUACGCGCUUAACCAGAGCGAGUGAGUGAAAAUAGUACCGUGGAAAAGCUGAAAAGGGAGAAAAAAAUAUCCUAUAUCAGUGCAGUGGAAAUGAUUUGUUGAUUUUGUGUUCCGCCUCAUUUUCCGUCUUUUGCCAAUGUUCGAAUGCAUUCCGGGAGAUUGCAUUUUACAUCCAUGUGAGAAAAUCGAUAAAGCAUUCAAACCGACGAGCUGAUACGGUGGCACAUGCAAAUCCCUUAACCAAGAAUGCAACAAAGGACGACCACGCCAGCUGCUGGUCCACCGACCGCUUCAUCCUCAGGAAAGCAAGUGGUAGAGCUCAAUGGGUACGUGAUAAUUCUGGUCGAAAGUCGGGAUGGCAAAAUCAAACUUUACGGCAGCCCGGCCGACAAGGACAACCUGGAGGUGGCGGACGAGAUAUUGGACGUUAACGAGCGCAAGCUGGAAGAUUCGCCCCGAGCGGAGGUUAUCAAGCACAUACACGAGUGCAUCCAGUCGUGCAUGAUAAAGCUGCGCGUCAAAAGGCGAAGUGAUUCUCGUUUAGCGGGUGAGCUGGGAAAUGCCGUACAGGAUGCGUUUGUCAUCGCGGUCGAGCAGCAGGCCCGGGAGCGCCUCCAACGAUUGUCCGCGCUCAAGCGGAUUACACCGGUCGACAUGUCACAGCUUUCGAUCAAACUCAAUCAGCAAAGUCAAGCGAAAGGUGGCGCAACACAAGAUUUAAGCUUCCUGAAGGAAGCUUCCCCAAUCUACGUGACGUCCCUUUCAAGUAACAGUGUUACGGGUACCAACACCAGCACGACGGUGACGGCAGGUGUGAAGACUACUUUUACCGCUGGGGCCAACAACAACUUCAACAACAAUACCAUCAACAACAAUAGCAGCAGUACGGGCGGUGUGCAGACGCAGCAGAAUGCAACCAACAACAACAGCAACAACGGCACGAACCUCGUCAGCACUACCAACACUACCGGCAGUAUCGCUAGGCAGCAACCGGGCAUGCUGGUGAACGUCAGCACGGACGGUUCCGGUAGUGCCGGUGGAUACGCGAACGUACGACAAUCGCUCGGCCCAACGGGGACAUCCACCGGUGGAGCGUUCAAGGGACCACAGCCUUCGAUCGCACCCGAUGGUCCGCAAAUGGUGGGCCCGGGCCCGAACAACAAUAACACUCUAGCACUUAGUGCGGCCACCGCGUCCGGGUCCGCUUACCACCUGCACCAUAGUCUUGUAAAUAACAACAACCUCACCAGCAAUAUUGGCAAGCCGCAGGGGCUUGACGCAACCGCCAACAGUUACUAUAGUAAUCUAACUAACACCUUCCUAGCGAACGGUCAUGGUUCCAAGCGAGAGCUGGCUACAUUAUCCGAGGGCGAACUCGAACCGCAGGACGAACCAGAGUACGAGUCGAGUGGUAACAUAUCGCGCGGUGGUACCGAAGUUCUGCUGGGAGAUCAAAAUCUUCGCCAGGAAAAUCGGCCUCGCAGACGCAGUGGCUCCAGCAUCGUGGUGCUGGGCGGUGAUGACACCCUGAAGCCCUCCAUACCUAUUGAUGACUAUCAGGAGGACUUGGAAAUGUACAAUAUGUUAGCGGCAAACCAGGACAAUGGACCACACCGGGAAAUGGCUGUCGAUGUACCUGAAUCGUUCAUAGCCAGAAACAAAACGCCUCCGCGCUAUCCACCGCCACGCAGUACGACGGCGGUCACGGCUUCCGUAACACCUGCCACGCCCGCGUCCGCCCAGGUAAAUCACGUUUCCAACGCAAUGCCUCAGGUUGCGAAACACCACCACCAACAACAGCAUCAUCAACAGCAACAUCAUCACCACCACCACCAUCAUCAUUCUCCACCUUCCCUGGGGCACCAUCACCCGGCGAACGGUGGCGUGUCUCUCGAGCUGGAACCGCUCGAUUCGUACAGUGAUCGGCAGCUGUCCUCGCUGGACAGCAGCCAGGAGUACGUGAAGAAGGGCGGUUCCAGCAAGGGACCAUCGUCGCUCGGUUCGGUAACGAGCGAGUUCGAACCGUCCCUCAACAAUGGGUACGGUCCGCUACGAAAGCACACCACCAAUGCCGGUGGUGAUCUGCGCGACUCGCUCAGCACCAACCGCAGCACGUCGCCAUCGUCGUCGGGUGAUCUCGGACCGCCCGAGUACGAUGUCGGGCCGCACCGGGAGCUGCCCGUCGACGUGCCGGACAGUUUUGUCGAGAUCGUUAAGGGGCCACCGCGCUACCCGCCGCCCAAGCCCCUGAUCAUUAAAGACGCUAUCAGAAAGAAAGAAUCAUGCUCAUCCAGCGAAUCCAUUGAUAAGCCCAUACCGCAAUCACAGUCGCCGGCGCGAAACGAGCUUAAUGGUUCGACGAAACCGGUGCCACCGCCCCGGGAUCAUCUGCGGAUAGAGAAGGACGGCCGGCUCACUAAUCGCGCACCAGUACCAGCUCCACAAGUGCCAGAUCGUAAGAUUGUGCCGAUCGCAUCACAGCACCAGCAUAUCGGCCAGGUCCUGGAACCGACUCCGGAUCAGUUAGAUAGCAUUAAGAAGUUCCAGGAGCAACUACGACGGCGAAGAGAGGACGAGGAACGGAUAGCAGCACAGAAUGACUUCCUGCGCAAUAGUCUGCGUGGUUCGCAGCGGCUUCGUGCCCUGCAGGACAAUCCGAUCGAAAAACCACCGGUCGGUGUUGAUAAUGAAGCGUACGCAGAUGACGAAGUGGUGGAGAAGAUUAUCGGGUAUAGUGAGCUAGUGGCGGCAUUGCAGCGACUGCAGGGACACCUGAACAAGCACGGUCUGGCGGCACUCGCUGGCAGAGUGACGGCAGCACAAAGUCUACUGCUUGGUCCCGGCAUUGCCCGUGCACUGGCCGUCCGGACGGCUGUCCUGGAACGGAGGCGUCCCAAGGUACCCAACCCGAUCUGCCCAAAUGCUCAAGCGUUAGCUAAGGAUUGCGUCGAAUCCCUGGCACAAUCCGGCUCGCCAACCGCAAUAGAACUGUGUGAUCUACUGUCCACGUACGAGAUGGAGGGUUUACUGCUGGCACACGACAGAAUCGCAUCGACCACGGAUCGUUCGCCGAUUGCCUCGUACGGUGGUAGCCCGGUUACCGUCGCAUUGCCAUCGCUCAGCAACAACAACAUCAACAAUAACACCUUGACCAGUGCGGUGAAACCGGCCACUGUCAUGCCAUCAAUUCCAAAUAACGCUAGUUUAGUGAACAAUAACAAUAACAAUAUCGCUAAGAGGGAACCAAUGAGUGUGCCUCUCGGUGUGCUGCGUGACGGUAGCCAGGAUCACAUCAAAAUCAUCCAGAUUGAAAAGUCGUCCGAACCGCUUGGUGCCACUAUACGCAACGAGGGCGAAGCGGUCGUGAUUGGACGUGUGGUGCGUGGCGGUGCCGCCGAAAAGUCUGGUCUCCUGCACGAAGGCGAUGAAAUUCUUGAGGUGAACGGUAUCGAAAUGCGUGGCAAAUCGGUAAACGAUGUGUGCGCUUUGCUCGGUUCGAUGACCGGUACGCUUACGUUCCUGGUAGUGCCGGCCGGUGUGCCCCAGAUCCUGCCCGGACUGGGGAUGCGCGAUCCACCGGUACUGCACGUACGGGCCCACUUCGAUUACGAUCCCGAGGAUGAUCUGUACAUACCGUGCCGGGAGUUGGGCAUUAGCUUCCAGAAAGGUGACGUACUGCACGUGAUUUCCCGUGACGAUCCCAACUGGUGGCAGGCGUACCGGGAAGGUGAAGAAGAUCAAACGCUUGCCGGGUUGAUACCGAGCCAAUCGUUCCAGCAUCAGCGCGAAUCGAUGAAGCUUGCCAUCGCCGGUGAGGUGGGUUUGCGGACGCGCAAAGAUAUCAACGGUAAGGCGGGCGGUGGUUCAACGCUACUGUGCGCACGCAAGGGUCGCAAGAAGAAGAAGAAGGCAAGCAGUGAACAUGGCUACCCAUUGUACGCGACGGCAACAGCCGACGAUCCUGAUCCGGAGGAGAUUCUAACGUACGAGGAGGUGGCACUGUACUAUCCAAGAGCCUCCCAUAAGCGACCGAUCGUGUUAAUCGGACCACCGAACAUUGGGCGGCAUGAGCUGCGGCAACGGCUAAUGGCGGAUUCGGAGCGAUUUGCUGCUGCUAUUCCUCAUACGUCACGAGCACAGCGGGAAGGAGAGGUACCGGGACAGGACUACCAUUUCAUCUCGCGACAACAGUUCGAAUCGGACAUUUUGGCCCGUAAGUUCGUCGAGCAUGGUGAAUAUGAGAAGGCUUAUUAUGGAACAUCCCUCGAAGCUAUCCGAGCCGUGGUUGCCAGUGGCAAAAUAUGUGUGCUAAAUCUGCACCCCCAGAGCUUGAAGUUACUUCGUUCGUCCGAUCUGAAACCGUACACCGUACUAGUGGCACCACCAAGUUUGGAAAAGUUGCGCCAAAAGCGGAUACGAACUGGAGAACCUUACAAGGAAGAAGAAUUAAAAGAGAUCAUAGCGACUGCACGCGACAUGGAAGCCCGCUGGGGUCAUCUGUUCGACAUGAUCAUCAUCAAUAACGAUACCGAGCGGGCUUAUCAUCAGCUGCUGGCAGAAAUCAAUUCACUGGAGCGGGAACCACAGUGGGUUCCGAGCAGUUGGCUGCACAACUAGUAACGUCCCGGUAUCUGGACUACGUCUUUAGCUAGCUGGGCUAGCUGGCUGAUGUUACGAGCAAGAACUUGUCCGUAAAGAACAACACUAGCGGACGGUGUGAAGUAUUCUAAGCUAGAGAAGCACGCCGGAAAACGUUGAAAGUAUUCGAAAUUUAAGCAAAACGUUGAACAAAAGUGGAACAGACAUCAUAGGCCACCAUAUGUCGGUGUAGCCGGAGCGAAACACACCUAGAUCUAGAGAUGUGACCUAUAACCACCCCCAACCCAGAAAAGAAAAAAACACUCAAUAGAUUCUUAUACAUAAUGCAUAUAGAUACAUAUACAUGUAUGGAUAAUACUAUACUUUAUCGAACUUGUUACGUUAUUUUUUCACUGUGCGCUCGUAAAUGCACAUAAAAGCAUACACUUACACAGGCACACAUAAACGGUUCAUAUGCGAAGUUUUAAGCCCUUCGUUGGGACAAAAAUACCCCGUUAACAAUGUAGUACUACUUUUCAUACUUUUGUUUUACUGUUUACCUAGGAACCAAUUGUGUACGUGUACGUGGCAAAUCGGAACAGGUCGGGGAAGUGAAAAAAAAACAUAGAAUCUACAAUUGACCAGCAGCGUGGGGUUUUUUUUUGUGCGUGGUGGUUUGUUAUACUUUAGUGAUCUUUACUUAUUUUUUCCUGCUUGGGACAGUAUUUCCCCCGAUCUUUCGUGGGUAAUAUGGCUGCCCUCCCCCUUUUUAAUAGUAGUAAUGUACGUUUUGUUUUAGAAUAAUGAAUGUUUUAUUUAUCUAGAGUUUUAUGUGGCAGUAGGUUAUGCGUGCGGAGGAAGAUGAUCGAGCGCGAAAUGUGUAUGCGUAUGUGUAUGUGGCAGAUAUUGUGGUAGUCUUAUGCGUUUAACGGAAGCGAUAGGAUAUGUGCAGCAGGAAUGCAUUAAGAGCACGAGGAAACCCGAGUACACAAUAAAAAAGCAAUUUCUAAAUGUCGUAACAAUACUAUCAGCGUAGUAGUGUGGUGGGAAAUUGGGAAUUAGAAAAAAACGGCCCCCCUUUUCCGAUAUAGUAGAAAACUCAAAAAAGAAAACCAAUGUAUUGUAGUUACGGAAAUAAAAAAAAACAAAACCAACCCAACAGCAAAGGUACGUAGAGCAUAUUAUAUGGAUGGAAAAGCUAAAUGGUUUUGAGGGAAGUAAUGCAAAAAAAAAAGAACAAACAAACAACCAUACGGAUAACUUAAAUAUAAUCAGCAGCAAACAACCCGCCCACCCGCCCUUGGUGUCAGAGAAGUGGACGAUUUAGGUACAUGGAUAGUGAUUCAAAAAAUUUACACGAAAACAAAUCAAAAUACUUAUAAAGCUGCAGCCGCUGAUGGGCUCGAUUCCUAGGAACACUAUUCAACGUGGGAACACCCUUCUUCUAGAGGCAGAACAAAUAAAUGCAAUGAAAACGUGUGUAGUACCAAGCAUAAUGUGCAUCUUAAGUAACUCUGUUUCAGCUUACUUUUCUGUGGCACCGAUCGCCGGGAGGAUCUGUCGGUUUUUGGAAAGAAGGAAACGCAGUGUGUCCAUCCGGCAGUCCGACAAGAGGACAUAUAGCGUUUCAAAAUUAUAGGUUAGGCAUUGAGAUGAGUUUAACACAUGAUUCGUAACACAUUCAGCUGGAGGGACUGUACGUGGGCAAUGAUUUACAAAAACAAAGAAGACAACCGUUUAAAUGGUUCUUCCGCCCUAGCCUCCUGCAGCCAUACAAUUCGUCCAAGUCGAACACUUACAAGAAUUGGUAUCAUAACACCAGAACCCUAUUCGUCUUCUAGUGUGACCAGGUUGGAUACACUUGUGUAACCAUUGCGUCGCAUCUCCAAACUGAUCGUGAUCGCAUGUUUGGAGCACCGAGGAACCGUUUAAAAAGGGGGGAUUUCUAACGGCGGCUACAGCUACUAAAGAAACCAAGAUAUCCCAUACAAAAUGUAUUAUGCGAACAUACAAGUAAAGACUUACUAAACUAAAAACCAAUGUAUCUUAAGUAUCAUCAGUUCGUGGAACAGGAAGUAGACCAGAACAUCUAUUUUGAAUGAUAAGUAUUUUUCUACGGUAGUGAUCCAGUACUGGUGGCAUUCGAAAUUAUGUUUGCCAAAGUGGUUUUACUUCAUUUCCCACGUCUUUGCUAUUUUGAUAAGUAGUAUUUUUUACAAUACAAUUCACAUGCAUCAGAAAGUUCGUACGAGAUGGCCUGGUAGCUGUUCAGACAAAUUGCAUCCAAUUCUACUCGUAGUUACGUACUGACGGAUGAUACUAGGUGAAUAAACAACAAAUCGUUUAAAAACAGCAA
Anopheles funestus (African malaria mosquito) is the source of this 7168-nucleotide messenger RNA. It is a transcript of the gene sdt, whose product is annotated as protein PALS1. The coding region runs from base 481 to 4851 and encodes 1456 amino acids. Lineage: Eukaryota; Metazoa; Arthropoda; Insecta; Diptera; Culicidae. The transcript has 17 exons. The record is from RefSeq and is a predicted model, not a curated record. Gene Ontology annotation, cellular component: plasma membrane; adherens junction. Gene Ontology annotation, biological process: establishment or maintenance of polarity of embryonic epithelium; generation of neurons; protein localization to plasma membrane. Gene Ontology annotation, molecular function: protein binding.